This is a messenger RNA of Chaetomium globosum CBS 148.51, 849 nucleotides long. RefSeq lists its product as uncharacterized. The record is from RefSeq and is a predicted model, not a curated record. Bases 1 to 849 code for a protein of 282 amino acids. The transcript has 2 exons. Gene Ontology annotation, cellular component: nucleus; cytoplasm. Lineage: Eukaryota; Fungi; Ascomycota; Sordariomycetes; Sordariales; Chaetomiaceae.
AUGGCAGGCGAAUCAAAGAAAAUCCGAGUGCUUGGCCUCCACGGCAUGGGAACAAGCGGCCACAUUUUCAAGACACAGACGGCCGCCUUCCGCAGCAAACUCGCUCCCGACUCCAACUUCACCUUCGAAUUCCUAGACGCGCCCUUCAGCGCCGCCCCGGCCCCAGCCACCGACGUCUUCUUCACAUCCAACCACCUCACGUGGUGGGAAUCCCCCUCAGUCGACCACAUCCGCCGAGCCCACGCCUUCCUCGACAACUACCUCGAGAAGCACGGGCCCUUCGACAUCCUCAUGGGCUUCUCGCAGGGCUGCGCGCUCAUCGGCAGCUACCUGCUCUACCACGCGCGCACCACACGCUGGGGGCCGGUCCCCUUCAAAGCCGCCGUCUUCAUUUGCGGCGGCCUGCCGCUGCCCGCUCUGGCCGACCUCGAUGUCGAGGUCUCGCAGCGGGCCGAGCGGCUCAACCAGAUGACGAGCGACCUGCUACGGCAGCGAACCGGAUCGCUGGCCGCGAUGGCGGGGAAUCCGGAGCUGAUACAGCACGGCGUGGGCAUGUGGGAUAAUGUGGCCGACCUGCUGCAUGACCCGGAGGAGAUCCCUGACGAGGGGGACGUGUUUGGGCUCGACUACACCACCAUGCCCACAGACCUGCGCAUCCGGAUCCCCACGGUGCAUAUCUCGGGCGGCAAGGACCCGCGGUGGCCCGCCAGUUGGCAGCUGGCGUACUUCUGUGACAAGAGGAAGAUGUACGACCACGGCGGCGGGCACGAGAUUCCCAGAACGACCGUGGUGUCAAAUAAGAUUGCUGGGUUGGUGGAGGAACUGGCCAAGGAGAUACAGAGCGACUAA